CUUGGAGUGAUCGACUUCAGAACUACUCGGACCUUCCUGCCAACAUGGAUGGCUUGUCUAUGAAAAAGUACAGACGGGAGGCCCAUCACAGGUACGGUUUCUGGCCUACAGUCAUGAUUUAUAGACCACUACAAGUAUCUUUAACCACUCAAAGUGUUUUGUGACCAUUAUGGCCUAUUUUUAAAAGUUGGUAUAAUUUCCCAUAAAUUGUUAGACAAACUAAUGUCUUUAUUAUCUUAGACAAGCUUAUCCUCUCUUUGAAACUGUAAGUAAUAUCACAGUUUAUGAGGGAAUAUGUACUUGCACCCAGUUGAAAUGAAACAGGUUCUGUAUGUGUGUUUAGAUAAGCUCAGGUCUUAGUACUAAGUGCUUCAAGGUAGAAUAGGGUGGAUGUUUGAAGUAAGGAGUCAUCAACCUCCAUGUGAUUGCUUCCAAAUUUGUUUAUCUGUUUUAAAAUCCUGUGAAUUCUUGCACAGUUUGUCUAAAUAAGAUAAGUGUUGUGGUAUAUGUGGAAAUUACAUGACCUUGUUGAUCAGACAAGAGGUAGAAAUUAUGAAAUGUAGCUCAUGUUGCAUAUAGCAGUACUAGAUUUAGGAGAAAAAAAAAAACAUUAUUUGUUUAGCUUUGUGUGUAGUAUCUUGAACUGUUUUAGGGAAUAUGCAAUAUCAGUCACCCUUUUCAGAAACAUGCCCAGGUCAGUGUUAAAGGAUGGCAUUAAAGAAUCUCACAUUUAUUGAUUAAAAGUCUGCAGUUCUUGAUAUUUUUAGAGUUACCUUCACAUUGCAUUGGAAUUGCUUGAUGGCUACAUGAGAUUAUAUUAGCAGUUACAGUGUGCUAUGCCAUAAGAAGCUGGACUUGAUUACCCACACAUUAUACAUGUUAAUUUGAUAUGACGUUAGUACAGUAGUAGCCUAACUUCUUGAACAGACAUUGUAAAGUCAUGGUAAUUUCAAAAUAAAAUUUCACUGAUCAUUUUACUGAAAAAUAUCCUGUAUUUUGGAUAUUUUGUUGUAUGCAAGUUUAGAUUAUGCUGCAUAGUUAACAGCUAAUAAUUUUACAGAAAUAGUUUUAAUGCAAAAUAGAACAAUGUUUGUUGUCUCUACACAUGUAAUUAACUGUUUCUCUGUGGAUGCGCUCUACUGUGAUUAUCUGUAUGUAAAUAAAAAUGUUGUCCAUAUUGAUUUGGAGGUGAGUAUGCUUUAACACAUUUAAAAAGAAUGAAGUGUACUUGUAACAUGAUUGCAUUGCUGUGUUGCUAUCUGGAAUUUUACUUUAUUCAUUUAAAAAUAGUUAAAUAGUGUUUGAGUGAGAUUGUAUGGAGAUAUUCAAUAAACGUUUUUGCAGUUUCCUGACAAUUUCCCUGUUUUAUAUAGAAUAUACUCUGUAGAAGAAACUCUUUGCUAGGUGCAUAUAAUAAGCCACGUUUCGAUAUGCUGAAAAAAGCUCAAAACAACAAAAACGGAGCUCUAAACUGGAUACGCUUUUAUUUUGUAAGAAAAAUGAGUAAAAAUCUAAUUGUGAGGAACAAUGUCAAUGUUGUGUUCUUUCUUACGCAGUCCAGUGCACUGCUAUUACUGUGCAGUGGCAAUAGCCAAUGUACACACUGUAGUAAUGUAUAGUACAUGUAUUCCUCUAUUACAAAGCUUACCACGGGAACUGGCCCAAUGUCAUCCUGCUAUGAGGUACGCCUAAGUUUUGUCAUUGACAUGAGGUACUGACUUUUGUAAUUGAUGUUUUGUCCACCAAAUCAUCAGCACUUUAUCUAAAAAUGUAGCGGAAAACUGUUCAUUCUUAUUUACUGAGCACUGUGCUGUGGCCUCUUUUAGGUGUUCAUAGGUAGACCAGGUUUUGGUCUUGAUGGGAUUUCGUAUAGUUUUUGUCAAUAGGAGCUUGGCAAUGGAGAAGAUAAAAUGCUUUGGCUUUGAUAUGGAUUAUACUCUAGCAGUAUAUAAGUCUCCAGAAUAUGAAUCCCUUGGUUUUGACCUGACUGUGGAGCGACUGGUGUCCAUUGGUUACCCACAAGAACUUCUGAAUUUUGUCUAUGACCCUGCCUUCCCAACCAGAGGCCUGGUAUUUGAUACUUUGUAUGGCAAUCUUUUGAAAGUGGAUGCCUAUGGUAACAUACUGGUGUGUGCCCAUGGCUUUAUCUUCAUGCGUGGGCCAGAGAUUAGAGAACUGUAUCCAAACAAGUUUAUCCAGCGUGGGGAUACAGAGCGAUUCUACAUACUUAAUACGCUCUUUAACCUCCCUGAGACCUAUCUUUUUGCUUGUUUGGUUGAUUUCUUCACCAGCUGCUCCAGAUACACUAGCUGUGAGACUGGUUUUAAAGAUGGAGACCUCUUCAUGUCUUUCAAGAGCAUGUUCCAGGAUGUCAGGGAUGCUGUUGACUGGGUACAUUUCAAGGGCUCACUGAAAGAAAAGACAGUUGAAAACCUAGAGAAAUAUGUCGUAAAGGAUGCCAAGCUGCCUCUGCUCCUUAGUCGCAUGAAUGAAGUGGGCAAAGUAUUCCUGGCCACUAACAGUGACUACAAGUACACUGAUAAAAUCAUGACAUACCUGUUUGACUUUCCUCAUGGCCCAAAAUUAGGCACACCUCAUCGGCCUUGGCAGUCUUACUUUGAUCUCAUUCUGGUUGAUGCCAGGAAGCCACUGUUUUUUGGGGAAGGCACAGUACUGAGACAGGUGGAUACGACCACUGGGAGGCUGAAGAUUGGAACUUACACUGGACCUCUGCAGCAUGGAAUUGUGUAUUCUGGUGGUUCUUCAGACAUUGUAUGCGAUCUUCUGGGGGCUAAAGGAAAGGACAUCUUGUACAUUGGUGACCACAUUUUUGGAGACAUCCUCAAGUCUAAGAAGCGGCAGGGUUGGAGAACUUUCUUGGUGAUUCCUGAGCUAGCUCAGGAGCUGCAUGUGUGGACUGACAAGAGUGCUCUUUUUGAGGAACUACAGAGUCUGGAUAUUUUCCUGGCAGAGCUCUACAAGCAUUUGGACAGCAGCAGUAAUGAGAGACCUGACAUUAGCUCCCUCCAGAGGAGGAUUAAGAAAGUGACCCACGACAUGGACAUGUGUUAUGGGAUGAUGGGUAGCCUGUUCCGUAGCGGCUCCCGGCAGACUCUCUUUGCAUCUCAGGUGAUGCGCUAUGCUGACCUGUAUGCUGCCUCCUUUAUCAACCUACUCUACUACCCCUUCAGCUACCUGUUCAGAGCUGCACAUGUACUGAUGCCUCACGAAUCCACUGUGGAACACACUCAUGUGAAUAUCAAUGACGCAGAGUCACCCAUGGCAACCCGUAACCGCCACUCCGUGGACUUCAGAGACUAUGAGUGUAAGAAGCACCAGCUGACCCGCUCUAUCAGUGAGAUUCAACCGCCACACCUGUUUCCUCAGACCCCACAGGAGAUCACCCACUGCCACGAUGAGGAUGAUGAUGAGGAAGAAGAGGAAGAAUAGGCAGGUUGUAGACUUAGUCAAGUGAGUGCCGGUCUUCUGUAAAUGUGGUUACAAAGAAAUUGGCUUGUUCAUCAUGGUGUUUAAAUAAGCCAUAAGCCUUCAACUAUAUACAUUUAAAAAAAAUUUGUUUUUCCGUUGUCUGUUCCAAAAUCUGGUUAUAUUUUUAGAAAUGUCGUUUAGUAAGUAUAAGAAGCUUCGAGGGUGCCUUCUGUUGUUCAAGCUUCAUUUUGUAAGUGAGAUUCACUUUGGAUGCCCACAGUGGAACCCUUACCAACCAGACUCCUUUCAUUUUCACCCAUGAGAAGGCCAAGUUCACUUGCAAUCAGAGCUUUGCUUCUCUGAGUCGUAACAAUGUAAAUGUUCCAUUUUGCGUACAUGACUAAUUUUGUAACCCAUCACUAUGCCAUUUGCAUGAUUGUGAGGGAUCAAAUGCAACAUUUGUCUUACAGGGCCAGCAUUUUUUUUUUAGCAGACCUUUAAAUAGCUGCAUGCAAUGGCUUUAGGUUUCAGGUGUUAAGUGAGCCUCAAAAUUGCAACCAUUGUGGAUGAUGAUGCAUUAUUCCUAGAUUCCUCACCACAUCUACCAGAGCCUACCGUAAACAGUGUUGACUCAUAAUGAAGCUUCUCCUACUUAGAUUUCCGAGUGUAUAUUUGCAAUGCAUUCUACAUUGCAGAAUUAAGAUGUGUACAGCUUUUAUCUUGCUGACUUUGUUCAUUGUUUCCAUUAUAGGAAGGUUUGCUUACUAUGGUACUAUUACCUAUAUGGUUCAUUGUUAGUAUUUAGUUAAGUACUGUUUUGUCCAAGAAGCUGGAAAUGGAUUACAAUCAACAACUGUUAUAUGCAUCUGAAAUGAAUGCAGCCAAGAUUUAAAUUACUCUGCAACUGCACUAGACUGGCAACUCUGUCUAAGCAGCCAUAACAGUGGAGUUUAUGGUAUUUGUUCUCAGCAUGCAGAUUUAAGACUGCUUUACUACCUAAACUGUAGAAGAUAAUUUGGGCCUCUAAAUCUGUGUGUAGCUGUGCACAGUACUGGGGAAGACCUGCAUUGCAGCUUUACAAUUUACUUUUUUGUUAUUAUUAUUUGCUGUAAAAUUGCUGUGCUGUUUUUAAUGUCCUUUUACUUGAGUGCUUACUUGUGAAAAUUAUUGCUUGAACACUGUAGUCCGUGCCAUCCAGUACUGUAGUGAUUAGAAGAGAGAAAGCUCUAUCUUUACUGAGGUCCACUGUUCUGAUGUCCAGCAUGUCAUGGACACUAAAAUGUGUACCAGAGGGAGAGAAUCUGAAUUGUACUCAUUCAUGUUCAUCAGGAGCAAAUUCUUGACUGUUGUGCUGGACUAAAGCAUACAGAUAUUGUUCCUCUAACUAAACCCUGUGCAUUUAUGCCCAGUCCCACAGGAGACUGUUUGUACCACAUACAUUCAGUUUAUAUAGAUGUAAAGUAAUCCUAUCAGACAUACUAAAAUUAUAACAGGGCUAAAUAUUAUGUAAGCAGCAUGGAUUUGUUUAUUUUGAGUAGAAACAUUUGUUAUUUAAAUGACUGAAAGGUAAGAUGUAGUAUGUUGCUUUGUUCUUAUCUUUUGCUUUGACAUGUUAACAUGAUGCACUGUUUAAUGCAGACAUACAAAUGGAUGUUAUCUAUUCACCCUUAAACAAUCUCACUAGUAUUCCUGAAAAUAUACAUUUAAUUGCACUGAAACUGGAUGAUUUUCCCUGAUUGCUCUGAUAUAGGCUGAUAGCAGCUAUAUAUACAGAACCAAAGAAUGCUUUGGCUUUAUGCCUGUGCAUGAGUUUACUAGGUCUACAUCAGUCAUAAUGGCUUGUAAAUUUAUCAUGUAUCGGAAGGGCACAAUAUUUGAGAGAACGGUGGCUUACUUGGAGUAACUUAAGUUUCUUUAACCUAGUUAACCUUCCACCAGAUGAUUUUCACCUGUUGUUAUAUGUAGAUUAGAGGUGUGAUCUCUUUAUCCAGAAAGGGACAUUCUUUGAUGGAGGGUCUAUAUGUAUAUUUUUCACAUUCUAAUUUGGUUUAAGCUUUUUUUUAUUGAUCAUUGUGCUAUCGGUGAGACUGACUUUCUGUUGUUUUUUGUGCCUGCACAAAAAAAACCCAGUGUUAUCAGAUGUGUCCUAAGUACAGCCUCAUUUCAUCAUAGUGAUUUAGCCUUGAUUUCCAACCAAUGAUAUCACCUAUGAAUCACUAUAGGCGCAGUCUUCCCUUUUUGGGGGAAGGCAGAACAUGAAUUUUGAUAUGUAAUUUCCCAGUGUCAGAUUACACAUAGUGAGUGCAAUCACCUAAACUGCUUCACUUUAUUGCCCACAAAUUUUAAAGCAUGUAUGAGAUUCUGUAAGAGGAUACUGAACAAUUCUUGCAGAUGCAGCUGUAGUUAAACAGUGACGGUGCAUUCAGUUGUAAUCAUGUUGGUUCAGUAUAGAUCUGCUCAUUUGCCUUUUUCCUCACUUGUAAUAUGCUUGAGUCACAAGAGACGAGGCUCACAGUCUGAACACAUUUAAAUGACUGAAGAUUAGGUGGUGACCUGUAAUUGUGGAUCACUUGUUUAGUUUCCUUUUUUUGCUGUUCAGUCAAAUGUUUGCAUGCAUGUUAGAUUUUCACUAGCUUUAUUUUUCCAUAAGAAACUGAGAAAAAAGGAUGGAUUAUGGGUAACAUAUUUCUAAUAUGUAAUGUUACUGUAGAAAUAAAGCCAAUUUCCCUCCUAA
Molecule: messenger RNA, 6163 nt
Organism: Electrophorus electricus (electric eel)
Lineage: Eukaryota; Metazoa; Chordata; Actinopteri; Gymnotiformes; Gymnotidae
Source: RefSeq, a predicted model, not a curated record